Ciona intestinalis (vase tunicate) is the source of this 1627-nucleotide messenger RNA. Its product is annotated as cytochrome b-c1 complex subunit 2, mitochondrial-like. The record is from RefSeq and is a predicted model, not a curated record. Lineage: Eukaryota; Metazoa; Chordata; Ascidiacea; Phlebobranchia; Cionidae. Gene Ontology annotation, molecular function: metal ion binding. Gene Ontology annotation, cellular component: mitochondrion.
CUUUUUUCCACCACGACAGUUUUGACACAGGUCGGAAUCUCAUCACUUGGAAAGGUCAAAGUGGAACGUGUUCUUAUUAUUUUCGGUCGACUUAUUUAAAAAAUGUUGCGUGGAAGUAUUUUGAAACCAAGAAUUAUCAAUUCAGCCAAAAGUUUCUUUAGCUCUCAAGCACCUGCAGCUCAAGACAGCGGAUCACUUAAGCUUAGUCAACUAAACAAUGGUCUAAAGGUGGUAACUGCGAACCAAGGGGCGUACGGAGCCCGUAUUGCCCUCCUUGUCAAAUCAGGUAGCCGGAAUGACGAAUCUCCCGGCUUAACACACUGUCUACAAGCGACUGCUGGUUUAACAAACAACACAAACACAGCUUUUCUUACCACCCAACUAUUGUCUUCUCUUGGUGCCGAGUUAGAAGUAAUUGCUGGUCGUGAUAGCAUUUUGUACCAAGUUGGGUGCCAUCCAAAUGUGGCGAAAGAUAUCCUAGUUGAUGUACUGGCUCCUGUUGUGUUUGGAGGCAAAUACCAAUGGUGGGAAGUCAAAGAUGUUGCCGCGAGAAUGAAAUAUCAAAAAGCUCUUGCUGAGAGUGACCCAUGCUUUGUUUUAAUGGAGACUGCUCAUAAAGCUUCUUUUGCUGGUAAAUUUGGAUCUCCAAUUUUGUGCCCGGACUACCUCCUCGGGUCCCACACUACAGAAAUGCUUACUUCUCGCCUAAAUUCGGAAUUUACAGCUAGUAACAUGGUUUUGGCUGGAACCGGGGUCAGCCAAGAUGCUCUGAUUGAUGCUGCGAUGAGUUUGGAAAACUUGAGCUCCGGAUCUGUUGAGAAGCCAUCUGUACCAAGCUUUGUAAGCAGUGAAGCUCAUGUGGUAACACCUGGAGAAUUGGUACAUGGUGCUAUUUCUUUCCCUGGGCUUGCUCUUAAUAAUGAAAACUGCAUUGCAUUGUCUGUACUGCAGCAUGCUCUUGGAAGUACAAGCAGUAUCAAGCGAAGCUCUGGUCUUAAACAUGGUGUGCUUAACUCUGCAGUGGAUAGAGCAACUAAUGCUAUUUUUAACACAUCAGCAUUCUCGAUCAAUUACUCUGAUUGUGGCCUCUUUGGGGUGCACGUGGUGGCCCAAAAAAGUGAUUUCUCUAAGGUGGUGCAAGCAACCGCAGCGGAAUGCAGCAAGAUUGCGUUGAGUGGCAUCCCAAGUGAUGCUGUGGAAGGGGCAAAACAGAGGCUGAAGGCGAAGAUCAUCAUGGGUUCUGAAAAUUCAGCUCAAACAGUUGAAAAUGUUGCUGUCCAGACUGCUGUGCUUGGUACAGUGGCCGAACCAUCCAAGAUUUGCCAGAUGAUUGAUGGGAUAACUGCCCAACAAGUAGCAGGAGUCGCGAAACAAGUCCUUGGAGGCAAGAAGAGCUUUGCGACAGUUGGAGACUGUUUGGAUACUCCUCGCUUACAAGAUAUCUUAUAACUCUAAAUUUAUUUUUGAAGUUCAUUAUUUCAAACAAAUGUGUAAACCUUUUCAAAUCUUUUAAAAGUUUUGUGCUUCUUUCCUCAANAAUUCGUGAAAUUAAUUAGCCAAAUCUGUUGUGCCACCUAUCGGUAUAUAUAUUUAUCGGAGUUAUAAAAUUGAUGUUAUUGUUUAUUAG